This is a messenger RNA of Drosophila gunungcola (fruit fly), 1056 nucleotides long. Its product is annotated as collagen alpha-1(VIII) chain. Bases 69 to 989 code for a protein of 306 amino acids. The record is from RefSeq and is a predicted model, not a curated record. NCBI's taxonomy places the organism in Eukaryota, Metazoa, Arthropoda, Insecta, Diptera, Drosophilidae. The transcript has 2 exons.
CUUAUAAAAGCGGCUACCGAGUCCUAGGCUCAGCUCAGUCUGUAUCGAAGUGCUUUCUCACCAACAUCAUGGGUUAUUGGGGUCACUUGGCUUUUUUGGCUUUGGGCCUUUGCUCUACUGUUCAGUCUUCCCUGGUGAAGUGCUCUUGUGACCCUGGUGCCAAGGGCGAUCGAGGACCUCCUGGGCCACCCGGUCCUCCUGGCUUCUGGGGCUAUCCGCCCAUGGGUCCUUAUCCUCCGAAUCUGCCCCUUAUUCCGGGACCUAGAGGUUUACCCGGACCACCGGGUCCUCCUGGAUAUUGUUUUCCCUGUCCUGCGGUUCCACCUGUAAUUCCACCUGUGAUUCCACCUGUGGUUCCACCUGUGGUUCCACCUGGAGUGCCCGUUCCACCGUUGAUCUCCACCCAAGCAGUUCCUGGUGGAGGUUUCGGAGCAGCAUCCGCCUUGACCACUGCCGUGGGCAACAUAAUAGUCAUUCCCGGAGGAGUACUAAAUGGUCGCGCUCAGUUCUUCCACAUUUCGCCCGAUGGUCAGGUGAUGCAGAUCGAGCGACCGCAGAAUCUGCCCAGUGAACUAUUCGAUUCACCUGCUGCUCAGAGCCCUCAGCCUCAGCCCACUUCCGCAUCUCUGUCGGGGAUCACACCACCCGCUGUGCAAGGGGCUCCCACUCAGGCCACGCCCGGAGAACUGUUCCCUCCGCAGACUACAUCGUUGCCGGAAAAUUUAGAGGAAACCGUAUAUGCCGUGGGCAAUCGAAAGGACUUCCUGCGAGGAAGCACCGAUGCCAGCGAUUGGCGGAGGAUUCUCCUCUUGGGCGAGAGAUCCCACGAUGGCCUGCUCACUCCCAAGGGCCACUCCGUCCAGCAGCAUAAUCCCAACCAGCUGGAGAACAGCAUGGAGAACUUCCAGAAGGCUCUGGUCGAGCUCAAGGAGAAGUAUGCGACGCUCAUCCAACCGCGCAGUUCUAAUCAAUAUGCAGUCAUCAUUUGAUGAGCAAAGUCGAGAUUAAGUUGGUUGAAUAUUUAAAUAAAACCUGUUCUGAUAAUGUCUAACUAUA